UAUGGUGUACACACGCCCUGUCCCAAUUCUCCGGCUUAACAUCUGCGCGAGCUCCAUUUAUCUGCUUUCCUUCACCAACAUCUAGAGGGAGAAACCAUAGAUUUCUAGCGAGAAAGAGCGAGAAUCAAUGGGAUUGGGUUCGCUAGCCUCCAGAGCUCUUCGAUCAUCAUCGUCAUCUAGGGUUUUGUCAACAAAUCCUAGGUAUAAUCUUAUUCGAACAAUCGUCUCCACACCUGAGCUUCACAAACCUGAAGCCGCUACUGAAGCGGCGUCGGAGCCCGAUCUACCAAAGCGUACUCCUAUUGCCGGAGCUAGGGUUCAUUUCCCCAAUCCAGAUGAUGUCAUAGAAGUCUUUGUGGAUGGGUAUCCGGUUAAGAUCCCAAAGGGGAUGACUGUUUUGCAGGCCUGUUCAGUCGCCGGCGUUGACAUCCCACGUUUUUGUUACCAUGACCGUCUUUCCAUCGCUGGUAACUGCCGUAUGUGCCUCGUUGAGGUGGAGAAGUCGCCUAAGCCAGUUGCUUCUUGCGCAAUGCCUGCACUUCCUGGGAUGAAAAUCAAGACUGACACACCAAUUGCAAAGAAAGCACGCGAAGGUGUAAUGGAGUUCCUUCUGAUGAAUCAUCCACUGGAUUGCCCAAUUUGCGAUCAAGGUGGUGAAUGUGAUCUCCAAGAUCAAUCCAUGGCCUUUGGAUCUGAUAGAGGCCGAUUCACUGAAACAAAAAGAUCAGUAGUUGACAAGAAUCUUGGCCCUUUAGUCAAAACUGUCAUGACUCGUUGCAUUCAAUGCACCAGAUGCGUGAGAUUUGCAAGUGAAAUAGCCGGAGUCCAAGAUCUUGGGAUGUUGGGACGUGGAAGUGGAGAAGAAAUUGGAACAUAUGUUGAGAAACUUAUGACUAGCGAACUUUCAGGAAAUGUAAUCGAUAUUUGUCCUGUAGGUGCCUUAACUUCAAAACCCUUUGCUUUCAAAGCAAGAAAUUGGGAGUUAAAAGGAACCGAAACCAUCGAUGUCACAGAUGCUGUUGGCUCCAACAUCCGUAUCGACAGUCGAGGCCCCGAAGUCAUGCGCAUUGUCCCACGCUUAAACGAGGACAUUAAUGAGGAAUGGAUAUCGGAUAAAACCCGUUUCUGUUAUGACGGUUUGAAGAGACAGAGACUCAGUGAUCCGAUGAUCCGUGGUGCUGAUGGCCACUUUAAACCGGUGAGCUGGCGGGAUGCUCUUGCUGUGGUGGCGGAAGUUCUCCAUCAAGUGAAACCCGAGGAAAUUGUCGGGGUUGCUGGAAAGUUAAGUGAUGCUGAAUCUAUGAUGUCACUCAAAGAUUUCUUGAACAGAAUGGGAUCAAAUAAUAUUUGGUGUGAAGGAAAUGGAAAGUAUCUAGAUGCCGAUCUUCGUUCUGGAUAUCUCAUGAACACUAGCAUAAGUGGUUUAGAAAAAGCGGAUUGCUUUCUUCUUGUUGGAACUCAACCACGUGUUGAAGCUGUGAUGGUGAACGCGCGAAUCCGCAAAACAGUCCGAGCCACGAAAGCCAAAGUCGGAUACAUCGGUCCGCCGACUGAUUUCAACUACGACCACGACCACCUCGGCACCACUCCGGAAACCCUAGCGGCAAUCUUGGACGGCAACCACCCGUUCUCCGCCGCCCUCUCCACCGCUAAAAAUCCCGCCAUCAUCAUCGGCGCCGGAAUCUUCGACCGCCAAGACACCGCCGCGAUCCUCUCCCUCCUCAACUCCCUCUCCGCCAAAUUCAAAAACCUAAUCACCCCGGAAUGGAACGGCCUCAACGUCCUCCUCCUCAACGCCGCCCAAGCCGCCGCCCUCGACCUCGGCCUAAUCCCGGAAUCCGACUCCGGAAUGGAAUCAGCCAAAUUCGUUUACUUAAUGGGAGCCGACGACACUAAUUUAGACGAUCUUCCAAAAGACGCGUUUGUGGUCUACCAAGGGCAUCAUGGGGAUAAAGGGGUUUACAGAGCAAACGUGAUUUUUCCUUCGACUGUUUUUAGUGAGAAGGAAGGGACGUAUGAGAACACCGAAGGGUGUGUCCAACAAACUGUGCCAGCUGUCCCGACUGUUGGUGAUGCGAGAGAGGAUUGGAAGAUCAUAAGGGCGCUUUCGGAAGUUUGUGGGGUCCGGCUACCUUACGAUAGUAUUAGUGGGGUCCGGUCUAGGAUUAAGAAUGUGGCCCCGAAUUUAUUGCGCGUUGAUGAGCGGGAGGCGGCGGUGUUUUCGGGGUUGUUGAAACCGGAGGGGAGUGGGAAGGUGAGCGCGGUGCCGUUUGGUGUUACGGUGGAGAAUUUUUAUAUGACGGAUGCGAUUACAAGGGCUUCCAAGAUUAUGGCGCAAUGCAGUGCUUUGUUGGCUAAGAAAUGAGGAGAGUUGUUUGAAAGAUGUAAGAUGUAAUAAAGUGGCCUUCACUUUGAGUUUGAGAGCAUUGAAUUUGAAACUUCAUUUUUAUACUUUUUCUGUUUGACAAGAAAUAUGCUUGUAAAAAUACUGUGCCUUUAGCCGAAGGAAGUUAUUAUGGUCAUAAAUGGGGGAAAAACACAGUUGUUUUUGUAAUGUAAGGAGUAUUUGAUCUUGAUUUA
Molecule: messenger RNA, 2580 nt
Organism: Lactuca sativa (garden lettuce)
Lineage: Eukaryota; Viridiplantae; Streptophyta; Magnoliopsida; Asterales; Asteraceae
Product: NADH-ubiquinone dehydrogenase
Biological process (GO): ATP synthesis coupled electron transport
Cellular component (GO): membrane
Molecular function (GO): iron-sulfur cluster binding; NADH dehydrogenase (ubiquinone) activity
Source: RefSeq, a predicted model, not a curated record